This is a messenger RNA of Acanthamoeba castellanii str. Neff, 1212 nucleotides long. Its product is annotated as transporter, major facilitator subfamily protein. The record is from RefSeq and is a predicted model, not a curated record. Gene Ontology annotation, biological process: transmembrane transport. Gene Ontology annotation, molecular function: transmembrane transporter activity. Bases 1 to 1212 code for a protein of 403 amino acids. The transcript is spliced from 8 exons. NCBI's taxonomy places the organism in Eukaryota, Discosea, Longamoebia, Acanthamoebidae.
AUGGCGCAAGGCCCAUCAAAAUCAACCUUCCUCCUCCUGUUUCUGUUCGUCUUCAUCGAAAUCUUGGGAUUUUCGAUCAUUUUGCCACUGUUCCCGUACCUGGUCCACGAGUACGAGGCCUCGCCCGUCCUCAUCGGCUGCGUCAUGGCUGCCAACGCCCUCGCCCAGUUCGUGGGCGCCCCUUUUCUAGGCCGCCUCUCCGAUCUUUACGGGCGGAGGCCCGUGCUGCUGGUGUGCAUCGCAUCGACGCUGGGCUCCUUCCUGCUGCUGGCCUUCGCGCAGAGCAUGACGGCUGUCUUCCUGUCGCGCGUGCUCGACGGAAUUCUCGGCGGCAACAUUGCGCUGGCGCAGGCCUACAUCACUGAUGUGACGGGCGAGGGCGAGCGCACUCGAAGUCUCGGGCUUGUGGGCGCGGCGUUCGGGCUGGGCUUCAUAGUCGGGCCUGCUCUCGGUGGCACCCUCGUCGGGUGGCAUCCGCGCUACCCGGCCCUUGCCGCUGCACUCCUCUCCUUCAUCAACCUCAUCGGCGCAUACUUCCUGCUCACAGAGUCACUCACGGCUGAAAAGAUGAAGGCCGCCCAGGACACACGCAAGCAGAGCCCCUCCCUCGGCCUCCUCCUGGGCUUCAAGUUCGCCUACAACCUCGUCUUCACCAUGUUCGAAAGCACCUUCUCCCUCUACAACAAGAAUCGAUUCGGUCUCACUGCGCGACAGUCGAGCUACGUUCUGUGCUUCGUGGCGCUCUUGUUCGCGAUGCUGCAGGGCGGCGGCAUCACACGACUGACGCGACGGAUAUCGGAAGCCCGCUUGAUCGUGGCCUCCUUCUUCGUGCUCUCGUUCUCGCUCUUCUUCUGGGCGCUCGCCUCCUCAAUCCCGCUCCUUCUCCUGGCUCUCGUUCCCUUCUCCCUCUCCUCGGGUGCCCUCAACACCCUCAUCAACUCUCUCAUCACCAAACACGUCAAGAGCCACGAAAUCGGAGGAGCGCUUGGAAUCACGUCUUCCGUGGGCAGCCUCACUCGGGUGAUCGCUCCCGUGGUGGGCAGUCAGCUCCUGCAGACGUGGGCGGAGGCGGCGCCCGGGCUGGUGGCCGCUGCGUUCCUGCUGGUCGUGGCCCUCUACGCGCGGGCGCGCCUCCCCGCCAUCGCCACCGUACCCUCACCACCACCAACAAAUCACGCUGACACGACGGCCAAAGCGAAGAAGGCCACGUAG